This is a messenger RNA of Archocentrus centrarchus (flier cichlid), 2095 nucleotides long. Its product is annotated as retinal dehydrogenase 1. Gene Ontology annotation, molecular function: oxidoreductase activity, acting on the aldehyde or oxo group of donors, NAD or NADP as acceptor. The record is from RefSeq and is a predicted model, not a curated record. Bases 95 to 1765 code for a protein of 556 amino acids. The transcript is spliced from 14 exons. NCBI's taxonomy places the organism in Eukaryota, Metazoa, Chordata, Actinopteri, Cichliformes, Cichlidae.
CACUGUGCAAUGCUGCAUAUUUCUGCUUUCUGGCGCAGAGAGCUGAAAGUAUAUAAAGGGUCCGGUCUGAGAGGAAGGAGAGAGCGGCUGCAACAUGCCCGCGGCUGGUGUGGAAAACCAGUGUGGAGGGACCUCAUCAGCAUCAGCCGCAGAGAGAAAGCAUUACAGCUUUAGCUCCCAGUCAGGCAAUGGCUAUGAACAUCAGUCUGGUACUGGGUUCAACCAUCGUGGUCCAAACCAGGACCGCAAUUCCCAGUUUGCAGAUGGAUCAGAGAUAAAUGCUCUGCCCACUCCGGUUGCAAACCCCCCCAUUAUUUACACCAAGUUGUUCAUCAGUAAUGAGUGGCAUGACUCAUGCAGUGGCCGAAAGAUUCCUGUGUAUAAUCCCACCACCGGGGAGCUGCUGUGUGAAGUGGAGGAGGCUGACUCUGAAGACGUAGACAAGGCGGUGAGGAGUGCCAGAGCUGCUUUCCAGAUGGGAUCACCGUGGCGAUCUAUUGAUGCCUCAGAGCGAGGCGUCUUACUUAACAGACUUGCUGAUUUAGUGGAGAGAGACCGACUCUUGCUAGCAACACUAGAGGCUCUAAACUGUGGCAAGGUGUUCCUGAUGGCAUAUUUUGUAGAUCUGAUGGCUACAAUCAAGACCUUGAGAUAUUACAGCGGCUGGGCAGACAAGAUUCAUGGAAAAACCAUCCCCGUAGACGGCGACUACUUUACGUACACGCGGCAUGAGCCCAUCGGAGUAUGUGGCCAGAUCAUUCCUUGGAACUUCCCGCUGAUGAUGUUCGUGUGGAAGAUCGCUCCUGCUCUGUGCUGUGGGAACACUGUGGUCAUCAAGCCGGCCGAACAGACCCCUUUAUCAGCUCUGCAUUUGGCUGCACUCAUCAAAGAGGCUGGGUUUCCUCCAGGAGUGGUGAACGUGGUACCUGGUUAUGGUCAGACAGCAGGCUGUGCCAUUUCUUACCACAUGGAUGUAGACAAAGUAGCCUUUACUGGAUCUACUGCUGUUGGGAAACUCAUCCAGAAGGCUGCAGGUGAAAGCAACCUGAAGAGAGUUACACUAGAACUCGGUGGAAAAAACCCAAAUAUUGUCUUUGCAGACUGUGACUUAGAGUAUGCAGUGGAGCAGGCCCAUAGUGGUCUGUUCUUUAAUCAUGGCCAGUGCUGUCUGGCGGGAUCCAGGGUAUUUGUAGAGGAACCGAUCUACGAGGAGUUUGUCCGCCGCAGUGUGGAGAAAGCCAGGUCCAAAGUCCUGGGAAACCCACUCUUACCAGGGGUGGAUCAGGGACCUCAGAUUGACCAGAAGCAGUUUGAUAAGAUAAUGGAGCUAAUAGAAAGCGGGAAGAGAGAGGGUGCAACGCUGGAGUGUGGUGGCUCUCCAUGGGGUCAGCAGGGACUUUUCAUCCAACCCACCGUGUUCUCAAAUGUCAGAGACCAUAUGCGUAUUGCUAAAGAAGAGAUAUUUGGCCCAGUGCAGCAGAUUAUGUGUUUCCAUAGCAUCAGUGAAGUCAUCCAGAGAGCCAAUGCCACACAGUACGGGUUGGCAGCAGGAGUCUUCACUAAUGACAUCAACAAAGCCCUUACAGUCUCCUCUGCUCUGCAAGCUGGCAUGGUCUGGGUGAACUGCUACAAUGCCAUGAAUGUGCAGUGUCCAUUUGGUGGCUUCAAGAUGUCUGGGAAUGGGAGAGAACUGGGGGAAUAUGCACUGCAGGAGUACACUGAGGUCAAGGCAGUCACCAUCAGAAUCUCACAGAGGAGCUUGUGAUGCUGUCAGACUAACUUUUUCCUCAUGUUAAAACUGUCAGCCUGUGUCAGAUCAUUAGAUCAUGUUGCACCUGCAUUUUUUUGUAGCCACUUUAUUAAUAUUUAUUCCAGUGUGUGCUCAGACAUUUCAUUUUCAUUGUAUACUGCCAGGAUUACAUGACUUUUAUCUAUUUUGUUCCUCUAGUGUACAGAUUUGUGAGCAGUGUGUUAUUUAUAGUGUUGUCUCUUGUGCGUUUCAUAGUUUAGUUACCCCUUAAAUGGCAAUUUUCCAUAAAUUAAACUUUUUAAUACAUGUCAUGCAAAAAAUAGAAAGACGGUUCACACACUAUGU